Pocillopora verrucosa is the source of this 4121-nucleotide messenger RNA. RefSeq names its product tumor necrosis factor alpha-induced protein 3. The record is from RefSeq and is a predicted model, not a curated record. Gene Ontology annotation, molecular function: cysteine-type deubiquitinase activity; K63-linked polyubiquitin modification-dependent protein binding; DNA binding. Gene Ontology annotation, biological process: protein deubiquitination involved in ubiquitin-dependent protein catabolic process. NCBI's taxonomy places the organism in Eukaryota, Metazoa, Cnidaria, Anthozoa, Scleractinia, Pocilloporidae. Gene Ontology annotation, cellular component: cytoplasm; nucleus.
CGAACGUUGAUAAUGAUUUGUCGUACUAGUGAUUUCGUUUUCCUGCUAGGGUUUGGGAACUGUCUUGCCCCUUUUAAAGGUUUGUUUCUCUCUAGUCAACGAAGCUUAAAUUUUAAAAAAGGAUUUUGUAUUUAACGUCUUGAGAGAAGAUACAGAAAUAAGUUUCCAGAUUUGAAUCGUCUGGUAGAAGGAGUAAAAUUUUCGACAGAAAGUGGGUCCGUACGUUGGUUACGAUCCUUCAAGUACACCAUGGCCAUGGCUUCAUUUCAACCGCCGAGUCAUCUAUUUGAACGAAACAUCUCUUUGAACGAUCUCGACUCCGCUUUAGACGUGCGAGAAAUAGUGCGGAAAGAUGUUGUGGUACCCGAAGACGUUACAAAACACAGAUAUCUAGAUUCCUCUUCCAACUUUACAUUUGUGCUUCCUUCGUUCCAAGAUUUCACUCUCGAAUUCCGAAAAUUCGUAUUCAGCUUUUUGGUGGAUGGACACACAAUGAGAGAGUUGGAAGCUGCCAAAAGACUUAAUUGGUGUUGCGCUUUGGGUCGUAUGGCGACAGUGAGUACUUUGGGCGAUGGAAACUGUUUAAUGCAUGCAGCCUCAAUUGGAAUGUGGGCCGUCAACGAUCGUUAUCAGACUCUCAGGAAAACUGCUCACGAAGCACUCGUGGAAGACGUGGAAGGUACAAGUUUUUACCAUCGUCGCUGGAAAGCUGAAGAAGAACGGCAAAUAUUGAACCAGCUUGGAGGAUAUCAGAGAACAGAAGAACAAUGGAAUCGUGAAUGGGAAGAAGUUAUCAGACAUGUAUCACAGAAUGAAUUUCCAUUUGGUCCAAAUGGUGCUCAAUUUGGGAGCCUUGAAGAGAUCCACAUCUUUGUCCUCGCCAAUAUCUUGCGUCGCACUAUUAUAGUGAUGUCAGAUGACACCCUAAGAGGACCAUAUGGCGAUUCAUAUUCUCCGAUAAACUUUGGAGGUAUUUAUUUGCCUCUGUUGUGGGACUCUGUAGACUGCGUGAAAAGUCCCUUAGUGAUUGGUUAUGCAAAUGGACAUUUCACAGCAGUUGUCAGUAUUCAAGAUGGACAACUAGACCUGGAGAAUGAAAAUCAGCCAGCUUUAAGGUCAAGUAACUGCAUGCAUGCCGUGCCAUUAAUUAAAUAUGAUGGAUCACCAUUACCAGUUCAUUUUCUUCUCGAUCAUGAAGUACCAUUGGCAAGUGACCGUGUGCGUCAGUACUUGGACUGUGCUAAAGUAUCUGUUUUGAGUGAUCAAGGAGGUUCUAGGCAGUCAAUUCUUGUUGCAAAGUUGCAUUUUGGUGAAGAACCUCGUUGCAUGAAAGCUCUUAUUGAUGGAUACUUCCAAAGGGCCAAGGAAGAAUAUCAACGUAUGCUAAGAACCAGUCAAGUAAAUAUUCAGUCUCAACCAGGUACCAAACAGCCAACACUACAGAUUGUUCCAUGCCAAACUCAAGGUUGCACCUUCUAUGGAUCAACAGAGACUGGGAACCGUUGCUCUCAGUGUCUGAACGAGUAUAUCAGGACCCUUGGACCUUCAGAACCAAGUCAUUAUGCAGCAGCAAGACAGAUUUCUUCUCGAGAAAAUGUUGUAACAACCACCACAUCUGCAACACCACAAGCUUCUAAUGCCAUUGUGACAACCCUUCCCACAACCUUUCCAGCUACAACUCCUGCCAAAUGUCGGACAUCCGGGUGCAAAUAUGCUGCAGUGUCUAACCAUGGUGGCCUAUGUGAGAGGUGCUUUGAAGCUGAAAGAAAUGCAGAAGAAAUGGCAGCAAGCAUGAAUCCCUUGACAUUGGCAACCACAAAGCACUGUGCAAACAGAGUGAAUGGCUGUGAGUUCUUUGGCCUGCCUGAACAUCAUAACUUAUGCUCCAGAUGCUACAGAACCUUCUGUUUACAGAUGGAAAAUACCUUAUCACCACGUAGCCCUGCAUUGCCAGGACAGCCUAACAGUUGCCAGCGUCACAACUGUCCAUUCCCUGGUGUACCUGCAUUGUAUGGUAUGUGCGUACAGUGCUACACUGAUUGUAUUCACAGUUUUAUAACCUCCAAGGGUGAAUCAGUUGGGAGUGCUAUGCAACUCAAUCCACCCCAGGAAGCACCACCACAGAAUGUCACAAGAAUUAAUCCAGUUCCAACUGGUGGUGGAAGGAAGGGUGUCUUGUGUGCCUCUCCAGGCUGCUUCAAUGAAGGAAUAUCUCAGUUCUCAGACUUGUGUAGAGAAUGCCAUGCAAGAAAGUCUGGUCCCUCUCGGGUACGAAACACUUCAGUAACUACUGCAGGAGAAGCUAGUGUCCCCUUAGUCACACCAUCUCCAACCUUCACAUCUGCAUCAGCAGCAGCAGGCACCCCAAAUUAUCACCCAACAUCAGCACCAACAAAUGGUACUGGUCUGUAUACGUGCUCCAACCCAGCUUGCAAAAAUCCAAGAAGGGAUGGGCGAGGAUUAUGUCAAGCUUGUGAAAAUGCAAAUCCAAUUCCAUUCAUUACCAAUUCAGGAAGUGGUUUGCAACAGCUAACAAGAUCAAGCAGCAUGGCAGCGACUGUAUCAAGUGUAUUAAGGCAUCCUGUCCCAGCAUUUACAAGUGGCAGCACCAAUACCCAUAACACCGCUGGGACCUCGUCAUCUGCAGGGGCACAACAUCCCUAUCAAGUCAUCCCACAAGCACCAUCCACCGGAUCAAAAGCAGAUAAGUGCGCCUUGUGUGGAAAACGAGCAGAACUGGAUGGUGGGUUGUGCAAAGAUUGCUUUGCUGCAGGUUUUCAGGCAGAACUACAUGACAUUGAGAAGAGACAAGCUGCAGUCUCCCAGACAUCAUCCAGACAACAAGGCACCUUUACAGCUGCUGCUUCAAAUAACCAGGGAGCACAAAGCACUUCUCAAGGCAUAAACCAAACAGAGACAACUACCAAGAGGACGGCUGUGAAGGUAACUGAGCUUCCAUGCAAAACCAAAGCCUGUCUCAGAUUUGGAACCCCAGAGAAGAAUGGGUUAUGUGAGCAGUGCUAUCUUGAUAAUAGAAGGAUUCAACAAAGGUCCACAUUAUCCUCUGAAGUGCAUCAAAAUCAGGGUCAAGUUAUAAGAGGUAACUCUCACAAUCUUCCAACACCAACACAAAAUCGCCAGUUUGGUUAUGACCUUCCAGGACCAGUACAAGUGUCCCAGCCACAAAGCCCUCAGUAUGGCUCGCAAGUGAGGCAAUCUCAGUCAAAUUCAGGCAGUGGUGACAUCAGUGGUCAAAAAUGCCGUGGCACUAACUGCACCCUAUUCGGAACACCAGAGACAAAUGGAUAUUGCUCUCGCUGCUUUUUGGAAAGCACCAUUCCUCUUUCAUACCCACAUUCAGUUCCAGAUUUCCCUGGGGAAGUUACCCCAUCUUCUACUGCAUCUCAUACAACAGUAGCAGUUCACAGAUGUAUUAUAACUGGAUGUGACCGCACUGCUGCACCAGAGAGAUAUGGUCACUGCCAAAACUGCUUUGGAAUGUACUACCCAGAUGUUCUUUCUCGUGAAUCCCUUCUUAACAAUUCAUAAAUGUCUGGACAUGUUUGAACAGGCUUUAAUGGCCUAUUUCUCUCAGAUCAAUAUCUGCAACAACUACAAAAUGGCAACUGCAAGGAAUUGAUACAGGGCUAAUGUUAGGGAGUGGGGGAUAGUGGACACUCCAGAAAAAACGACUGUAUUUGUAAUAAGUAUCAUCAACAAUUUGUAUUACUAAAUAUGUUAGAAAUAACAAAGAGUGAAAAACUUAUUUAUAAGUUCUUACUGGCCCUCAUACUGGCCUCAGAAGCGUACUUCUCCUAAUAAGGAGAAGAUACAUGUUCAAAGUGUUAGUUUGAUUAGUUGUAGAGUAGCUAACUUUAAACAGACUAAUUUCAUACUUGAUUUGUUUCGUAAGCUGGUUUAAGUCUAAAUUAUUCAAAAAGAAUGUUCAUUUUUACACCAAUUAGCAUUAGUUUUUUUUCAAGGACGUUGUUUAGGAAGUUGGUUUAAAAAUUUGUUUCUCAAACCAACCAUGAAACAAAUGAAAGUUUCAUUUCAUAUGAAACACACUUAUGAAAGAAAAAUAGAAGAAAGGACUCACAAUGCAUGAAUUAGCAUCCAGC